This is a messenger RNA of Porites evermanni, 234 nucleotides long. The record is from the annotation of a GenBank genome assembly. Lineage: Eukaryota; Metazoa; Cnidaria; Anthozoa; Scleractinia; Poritidae.
CUCAACCUAACUCAUUUAAAUCGGGGCGGUCUACAAUUAUCUAAGCCCGGCAUUGCCCUUUUAGUGGAGAACUUUUGUAAAUAUAUAGAUUAGGUCAUUGCCGUUUGGGAGUACGAUCAUAUUCCUGACCCGCCGAUAUCUACAAAUUGCAGAUCCACACAAAACGCAGAAGGUAAGUCAGUUUUUGGUCGUGGCUUGUUUAAACAUAAACAGUUUAGUUUCUCAUAUCGAUGA